GCGGACUUCACCUCAGCCUCGCCCUUCAGCCAGUCAGCCCUCUGCGGCUCUACUUUACUGAGUGACUGCAACACCAAGGCUCAAAGGAAAAAAAGACUGUAUUCACGGAUUUGGCCAAUUUUGAGAUAUGGACAUUGAUUCUAAAGCACCCGAGGAAGAACAGGUUACCAUGAAAGCUGAAAGCAAGGAUAAAGAGAAGGUUGACAUAGCCAAUUCAAUGGAAAAGCUUAAAAUUGAUGGGUCAUCAUCUACUUUCAAGAAAAAGCCUGUUAUCAUCAUUGUGGUUGGAAUGGCAGGUAGUGGGAAAACUACACUUCUUCAUCGGCUGGUAUGUCACACGAUGGCUUCUAAUAUUCGAGGUUAUGUUAUGAACCUCGAUCCUGCUGUGUUGACCCUUCCAUUUGGAGCAAAUAUUGACAUAAGAGACACUGUUCGCUACAAGGAAGUCAUGAAGCAAUUCAAUCUAGGGCCUAAUGGAGGAAUCCUUACUUCACUAAACUUGUUUGCAACAAAGUUUGAUGAGGUCAUUUCAGCUAUAGAAAAACGAGCUGACCAGUUGGACUAUGUUCUAGUUGACACUCCUGGUCAGAUAGAGAUAUUCACUUGGUCUGCUUCUGGUGCAAUUAUCACAGAAGCUUUUGCAUCUACCUUUCCUACUGUGGUAACAUAUGUAGUUGACACACCCCGAUCUGCAAGUCCUGCUACUUUUAUGAGCAACAUGCUUUAUGCAUGCAGUAUCCUCUACAAGACACGACUGCCUCUGGUAUUGGCAUUCAACAAGACAGACGUAGCACAGCAUCAAUUUGCUUUGGAGUGGAUGGAGGAUUUUGAAGCAUUUCAUGCAGCGCUUGACUCGGACAACUCUUACACUUCAACUCUGACACGAAGCCUAUCCCUUUCGCUGGAGGAGUUCUAUAAGAAUCUGAGGUCUGUAGGAGUUUCUGCUGUUUCAGGCGCGGGGAUGGAUGCGUUCUUUAAGGCCAUUGAUGCAAGUGCAGAGGAGUACAUGGAAACUUACAAGGCUGAACUUGACAAGAGACUGGCGGAGAAGCAACGGUUGGAGGAAGAACGCAGGAUGGAGAACAUGGAGAAGCUCAGGAAAGACAUGGAGAAGUCUCGGGGAGAAACUGUGGUAUUGAGCACUAGCUUAAAGGAUAACACCAUGAUGGAAGAAGAUGAAGAGGACGAAGAUCUGGAGGAAGAUUUUGGGAGAUUCGGCGAGGAUGAUGAUGAUGAUGAUGGUGGCAUAAGUGAUGAGGAUGAAGAAAUUGGAAGUUUUUCUUUCUGAUAUGGCAAAAGAAAAGUUUGUAUAUUACUGAUGGAUGAAAGUGAACUGGACCAACUUACAAGAGACGUAAAUGUCAGUUUUGCCCUUAUGCAGUGAUAA
This is a messenger RNA of Ipomoea nil (Japanese morning glory), 1387 nucleotides long. RefSeq names its product GPN-loop GTPase 1. Lineage: Eukaryota; Viridiplantae; Streptophyta; Magnoliopsida; Solanales; Convolvulaceae. Gene Ontology annotation, molecular function: GTPase activity. The record is from RefSeq and is a predicted model, not a curated record. Bases 128 to 1288 code for a protein of 386 amino acids. The transcript has 7 exons.